AUGGCCGGCGACCCCUGGCGGAGGGACGCAUGGAAGGUCCCUGACAGCAGGCGACCCAUGGCGGGGGCCGGGGGUCCCCUGCGCCUCCGCGACUGGCUGGUGGCGCAGAUCGAGAGCGGACGCUACGCGGGGCUGCGCUGGGAGGACGCGGGCAAGACCCUCUUCCGCAUCCCCUGGAAGCACGCAGCCAGGCAGGGCUACCAGGCGCAGCAGGACGCGGCGCUCUUCAGGGCCUGGGCCAUAUACAAGGGCAAGCACCUAGAGGGCAUCGACAAGGAGGACCCCUCCACCUGGAAGACGCGGCUCCGCUGUGCCCUCAACAAGAGUGCUGACUUCUGUGAGGUGCAUGAGCGCAGCCAGCUGGACAUCUCCAAUCCCUACAAGGUCUACCGGCUCGUGUCUGAUGGUGCCCAUAGCCCAGUUACCAGAGCUUGUGCUCCCCGUAAAGAGGAGGGCAUUCUCCAGAGCCAGCGGGAGCCCCCUGGAGAAGUGACAGAGCUGGCCUGCAGGACAGAAAAGCAGGAUCACUCUGGAUUAGUCACAGAGGAUAAGGACAAGGAGCAGCCCCGCAGGCUGGCCCAGCAGGGCUCCCUGCCACCAGCUGCCCUGCUCCCAGGCCCUUUGGCUGACCACAGGUACCAGGCGCAGGAUCCCACUCACCCCUGGUGCUCCUGGCUCUAUGAGGACUUCAGCAACACUGAUUGCUGGCUGCACGUGCGGCUCUUCUACGGCGCGGAGCUGGUGCGCGAAGCCACAGCGCGCGCGGCCGAGGGCUGCAGCCUGAGCCCGCGCGCAGCCGCCGCCGCCGCCGAGCGCCUGCUGGGGCCGCCGCCGCGCGUCGCGCAUGUUCGUUUCCCGGAGCCCCCACCCGGCGCCCGCGUGCUGCGGCGCCUGCUGCCCCACCUGGAGCGGGGCGUGCUGCUAUGGGUGGCGCCCGAGGGCGUCUUCGCCAAGCGCCUGUGCCAGGGCCGCGUGUACUGGCACGGCCAGCUCGCCCCGCACCGCGCGCGGCCCAACAAACUGGAGCGCGAGCGCACCUGCCAGCUGCUCGACACGCGCCGUUUCCUCGCGGAACUGCGAGCCCACCUGCAGGAUGGUCGCCCUGAGCCCGAGUACCAGAUCCGACUGUGCUUUGGCGAGGAGUAUCCCGGGCCCCCGGACCAGCCUGAGGAGCGGCUUAUUAUGGCCCAUGUGGAGCCAGUCUUCGCGCGGAAGCUCCUCCUACACGCGAAGCUCCAUAGCCGGCCUCGAAGCUCCUGCGUGGCCGGUUGCCAGCCCCGCACCCGGACAGCGUCACUCACCUGCUGA
Messenger RNA from Hippopotamus amphibius kiboko, 1308 nucleotides. Its product is annotated as interferon regulatory factor 4-like. Gene Ontology annotation, biological process: immune system process; regulation of transcription by RNA polymerase II. Gene Ontology annotation, cellular component: nucleus. Gene Ontology annotation, molecular function: DNA-binding transcription factor activity, RNA polymerase II-specific; protein binding; RNA polymerase II cis-regulatory region sequence-specific DNA binding. Lineage: Eukaryota; Metazoa; Chordata; Mammalia; Artiodactyla; Hippopotamidae. The coding region runs from base 1 to 1308 and encodes 435 amino acids. The transcript has 8 exons. The record is from RefSeq and is a predicted model, not a curated record.